AUGUGCAGUGUCCAGGCGGUGCGGGAUCUGAUCCCUCUCUUCCUGAUGAAGGCUGGGGACUUUAGCUCCGCCCUCUCCUCCUUCUUCUCUCCGCCCCCUGGGGUCUGCUGCCCCGUCUGCCGCCUAACGCCUCGCCUCUUCACCCUCUACCUACGCAUCAUCACCACGGCAACCGCGCCCAGCGCCACCGCUGCCAUUGCAACGCAGCCCCUCUCUCCCGACACUCCCUGGGAGGAGGUCAAAGGUGCUGUGGUUCCCAGGCAGGUCGAGGUGGUGAAGUUUGGCCUGAGGGUUCUGAAGAGCAACAUGGCUGUCUACAAGGACUCUCAGAGUUGGGCAUACUUUCUCCACGUGCUCAAUUCUCCUGCUGGUCCUCCUGACCCUGCCUUUCUGACGGAGGCGAGAAACGUUACCAUGGAGAUCCUGCUGAACCAGGGAUCUCUGGGACACCUCAUCCAGAUCCCACGGACCUUCCUGAUGGUGUAUCCAGACCAGGCCCUGUUGCUAUUGAUAACUCAGGCUCUGGCGCUACGGAUCCUCCACGAACCUUUGACCCCCGCUCUACCCGUCCUCAACUAUUACAAGGGUCAUGUGUGGGCCUUGAGGUGGCUUGUUGGGCUGCUGUCUUCGUCUCCUGGAACACUGGAAUCCUUCCUCAGAGGGGUAGCAGUGGAGCUGCACAACACUGAUGGAUCCCAGCUGUCGCCCUCCUCCUUCCCUUCUUCCUCCCUCAAAGACCAGCCUGACCCCUUCUUCUACUACCUCACAGACUUAAUCAGAGAGACUCUGUCUGUAAUCCCGGACUGCAGCAGACUGGACCUGGAUCAGACUGGAGUGUGACUCAGACUGUGUGUGUGUGUGUGUGUGUGUGUGUGUGUGUGUGUGUGUGUGUGUGUGUGUGUGUGUGUGUGUGUGUGUGUGUGUGUGUGUGUGUGUGUGCGACAACAUCUCUGAACACGUGGAAGCAACGAAGAAGAGGACAAUGAUAAUAAUGUGUUUAUCAGACUGUUAAUAAGACCGUUUGUGCCUUUUUUUUCUACAAAUAAACAGAUUAUUUUAUUUAUCCGUAUCACCGGAGUAAGUCUAUGCGGUGUAAAACGUGUGAGAGUAUAAAUAGUGUGUUUUGGCUGUUGUA
Molecule: messenger RNA, 1135 nt
Organism: Oncorhynchus masou masou (cherry salmon)
Lineage: Eukaryota; Metazoa; Chordata; Actinopteri; Salmoniformes; Salmonidae
Exons: 10
Coding region: 1-840 (279 amino acids)
Source: RefSeq, a predicted model, not a curated record